This is a messenger RNA of Folsomia candida, 2005 nucleotides long. RefSeq lists its product as uncharacterized. The coding region runs from base 74 to 598 and encodes 174 amino acids. NCBI's taxonomy places the organism in Eukaryota, Metazoa, Arthropoda, Collembola, Entomobryomorpha, Isotomidae. The transcript has 2 exons. The record is from RefSeq and is a predicted model, not a curated record.
CUCACAUAGUACCCUCUCUCAGCUGGGAUCAUUUUUAAACAGCGUAUACACGUUUUUCACUAAAAGUUUCGGCAUGAAAUCUCCACGUUGGGAGAUAUUUACCAUCACACUUUCUUUAUUUCUAAUUAAUUCAACCCCCACAUUUUCCCAUGGGUUUAAAAAGAAUUCGAAAAUCAUCGAAAUUAUGAAAGGCUCCUUGAUCAAUUGGAUACCAGGAUACUUAGGACCCUAUCCAUACGACGUGUCGAAAUGCAACUCUGAAAUUCACGACGCCCCAGGUGGAGAUAUCGUAAGGGUUACUUCGAACGACAAUUGUAUCAAUAUCUACCCCCAAGUUAAUUGUACGGGAUGGUUCAUUCGGUUUAACUAUGGUCGUUACCCAUCCUACCAACCUCAAAUUUAUCCAUGGGAUGGGGACAAGUUGAGAAAUUCUACGCUACAAGUUGGCUCCGUGGGACCUUGUUUUGAUAAAUGUGACGAAAGAAAUUGGCAAGGGGAUAGGAAGGAGGUGGUGCAGGUCACGCUUUAUGACGAUUCGGAGUUUAAAGGUUUCAGGAAAGAAACAGUUUCUGAUUUUUUACAGAAUAUUUGCAUUUAAAUUAAUCGUACUCAUUUCCUCCCUGGGCGGAGCAUGCGUUUAUAAAAGGCAUAUACAUAUUCAUCACGCCAGAACUCCAGAACUCCCUUCUAGUGUUUUGUAUAAACCGAAUUCCUAAAAUUUAUGAUUGAAGAUCCAAAAAUUAAAUAAAAAUCAAAAAUUGACUGAUAUCGAUUUAAAGAGGACUGAAUAAGUAACACAACAAAGUCAAACAAAUGCCUGUAAAAUCACAAUUGCUGUUUGAAAUUAUCUAAUUUUUGCAUAUGUGUAUUAUCAAGUAUUCACGCCCAUAAUUUACUUUGUGGUUAAGGAUCCUACACCACCGUUGGCCACCAAUUUAAUUCCUUUCAUUACAUUUUCGAUUAAAUUUUUCUUCUCCGUUUUUCCAACUUCCCGACUAAUUUUCUUCCACAUUCUUUUGAAUAUUGAAGAAAUGCCAUUAUUAUCUUAAAGUGUAGUACAUUGAGAGUUGGAAAGCGUUCAAAUUUUUUAAAUGGGACGCAAAUGAAGUACAUUUGGUGUGCGUUCAACAUUCGUCCUAUCUUAAUACGGCUUUGUUGAGUGCGGCAUUUUUUGGGAAAUUUAUCUUUUUUUAUUAUUUUUUCUUCAUAAUGGACAUCUGCAGGGUUGACGCAAUGGUAAAAAUGCCGUGCUGCAGUAUUUGAUGCAUCAACCGGAACGUACGACUCGUCAUCAUUGAUGACGAUUUUUUCACGCAUUUUCUUAAUCAAUGUGGAGCAGCAUUCAUUGAUUCGAUUUGCUUGGUCGGGCUUAUUAUUCAUGGUAGGUUUUUUUGUUCUCACUUUGAUGCCUAACUUGUGGAGUUUAAUUGUACACAAAUAGCUAGGGGAAAUAUUAAUUUCCUUAGCAGCUGCAGCUAGGGUUGUGGAUGGACGGGUUUCGAAAAAAAAUUUAAUCCGAUUUUUGACUCGAGGGGUCGAUCUCUUGAUUGGGUGACCAUUUAGCUUCUUAUAAGUACUGCACAUUUUCGGAAUCCUUGUACUUUUUUAUGUAGGAAUACACCCUUGACCUUGAAAUCCCUUCUCCUUCAAAAUGAUGCCAGGUAUAUUUAGAAACUCUGUUUGCCGUGUUUCUGUAGAACUCGAUCACUCUUUUUGCUGACGCCUCCCAUUGAAUUCGUUUUUAUGAGCACCUAACCAUGUUCGAUACACAUGUGUGAUAUACCGUUCGUAACCUAGUGAAUUGGUGUACUUAAUUGUGGUUUUUAUUUUUAAAAAAUUGCCGCCAGUUUUCUCCCUAUGCCUCGGGAAUGACUUGUUGUCUUACUUAUUCAGUGCUCUUUAUUUGUUUUUAAAAAUAAGCACAAUUACCCACAAGCCCUACAUUUAAACAUUUGGUUGCUGUUUGAGUAUACGAUAAUAAAAAAAUAAGGAGACGUAUAAAAAA